This is a messenger RNA of Meriones unguiculatus (Mongolian gerbil), 2711 nucleotides long. RefSeq names its product epithelial membrane protein 1 (gene Emp1). Bases 216 to 698 code for a protein of 160 amino acids. Gene Ontology annotation, cellular component: plasma membrane. The record is from RefSeq and is a predicted model, not a curated record. Lineage: Eukaryota; Metazoa; Chordata; Mammalia; Rodentia; Muridae. The transcript is spliced from 5 exons.
CCUUUAAAACACGGGGAAGAGAAACCGCCCAUCACACACCCCAGCACACCAGCCCAGGAAACUUAUAACCUCGGGAGUCGGGUCCCUCCCCUCACUGUGGUCACAUACCUCCCGAAGAGCGGACCAGACCAGCAGCCAGCUCCACCGCUCAGGGCAUCUGCCUCGGUCUCUGGACACUCCAGAAUUCUCUGUUGAAGAGUCACUGAAAAGCCAAGAUGUUGGUGUUACUGGCCGGUCUCUUCGUGGUUCACAUCGCCACUGCCAUUAUGCUGUUUGUCUCCACCAUCUCCAACGUCUGGAUGGUUUUAGAUAAUGUAGAAUCGUCUGUAGGGCUUUGGAAGAACUGCACUGGUGGUAACUGUGACAGCCCUCUAUCAUACGGCAAUGAAGAUGCUAUCAAGGCAGUGCAAGCUUUCAUGAUCCUCUCCAUCAUCUUCUCUGUAAUCUCCCUUGUGGUCUUCGUGUUCCAGCUCUUCACCAUGGAGAAGGGAAACCGGUUCUUCCUCUCAGGCUCCACCAUGCUGGUGUGCUGGCUGUGCAUCCUGGUUGGCGUGUCUAUCUACACACAUCACUAUGCCCACAGCGAAAGGAACUUCACCUACAGCAGCCACCAAGGCUAUUGUUUCAUCCUGACCUGGAUUUGCUUCUGCUUCAGUUUCAUCAUUGGCAUUCUCUAUAUGGUCCUGAGGAAGAAAUAAGCUGAACUGGCUUGUAGGGAUCUAGGGGGUGGGGCGGGAGUGGGGAGGAGGAAGCAACUUAACCUGGGAGAGAAGCAGAAGUCAUUGUAUAGAAAUAACCGAGGGAAGGGUGGGGGAGGGGAGGGGGGAAGGAAGAGUGGGAGAGGCCCACACCCAAACCAUGCCUGGGGGUUGGGGUGGGAUUCUCUACUGCCCAAGUGCCCAUCCUUGGAAGAAAGUUGUUGGCUACUACCCUGAUGCUUCCUUGAGGCCACCAGAGAGUCCCCCUCUAGCCACCAAGUACGGCCUCAUCUAUCCUCAGUUACAUAUGCCACUUGGGGUCUCAGCGGCUGCCAUACCACUGGCUCCACUGCUGAGGGUGACUUCUGGAAGCCAGUCACCAAAUUCAGAUCCCAAGCGAGUGGUCUAGUGGGAGCUUCGGCCAGGAAGCCAAUGUCCUUAUUUGGUGGCCUUCCUGACAAAAGAGUAAAAAGAGAGAUGGUUUAUAAGGUCAAGUUUGUGAGAUUGGCUUACCCAAGAAAUCAAAGCUCUUACCCCGGAGGACCUGGGAGUUAGGUGGGGAUAGGCAGAGCCUCUGUCAUGCUUCGCUGAGCUGUCCCUCCUGGAGGCCUCCUGGUGUGGACUCUGCUAGACUCUCACGUAAAGCCAAGGCAGCUUAUCUGGAGUUUUUCUAGAUUCUCUAGAGCCAAAGAUGAAAAUGUCCCACAAUCUGUAGGUUCAAAGGGCAUGCUCACCACAGUGCCAAAAUAAGAUCCUGGGUUUUAGGAUUCCCCCCCACCCUCAGUGCACACAAUGUGUCUUGCACACAAUGUGUCUUGUAAGUGUGACAUGAGAGAGAUACAUGUGGCUCCUUGCCAUGCAAGUCUGUCAAGCUUCCUCUGAAUUAGAGAUGUUUGAGGGAGUUCUGUCUAAUGAUGACCAAAAUAACACUGGGGGCCAGAGCAUAACAUCAGAAUUCAGUGGUCACUGUAGCUUUGAGUGGUCCCUGGCUGGAGCAGUUUGACUGUUGUCUAGAUAAAGAUGGAAGUUCUGUAAGCCAAUUAAAACAUGUACCAACCUAAACCAAAGACAAAUACUGGGGACGUGGGGGAAGGUGCUAUAUGAUUAUGGAGUAUUAGCAUACUAUAUUUCAGUUAUGAUAAGAAUAGAGUGCCUGCUCUCAGGAAGAAAAAUAUAAUCCCAAGAGAUCAAUAAAAUCCUGUGAUGGGCAGAUAGUUUCUUUUUUAAAAGAGGAGAAACUUUUGGGGUAUCCAGUCAGAGGGUAGCUGUAUUGUUGGGGCUGAAGGGGUAAUCCUAUAGAGGAUUUAGAAGUAGUAUGAUAUUCCUGGUUCGGUGGGCAGAGCUCUGUCUACAGCAGCUAUUUUAAGCCAUCUCAGAUUUCUGCCUUCAAGGGCUUUCUUUUCAGAAAUAGUUUCUUUUAUUGCCCUUAGAAGAUCACCUGGAAGAAGGGUCUGAGACAUCUUGCCUACAUUUCUUUUCCUAGGGAUAUCUGUAUCCAUUUCUUAUAUACAUUUCUUUUUAUGGGGGGGGGUUGUUAUGCUAGAGUUUCUGGUAUUUAUGUAAAGGGACUAUUACUAAGUAUAUUUCUCUGUGUAUUAUGUUUAAGGGAAUGUUGAAGGUAGGUUACUAAAUUGCUGGGCUGAGGGUAGAGAUACUGGUCAGAAAAAGCUGUGGGAUAACAAAUUCUUAAAUUAUAAUUUGGUUACCAUACACCUGUUCAAGGAUGUCUUAUAUCCAGAAGGAUAUCAACAGACAGAUAUAACUAGAAAAAGAUAGUCACAUUUUGUUUAAAAAAAAAAGUUGAAUUAUGACUGGAGUGAACCAUGCGUUCCCUUGUCUUUUACUUUUCUUCUGUGAUUUUCAUGUCUCAUGUAAUUUGCAUUGCAUUGGUGGGUUAUUCUAGUACUGUAUUUGGCUUCUUCAUUAAUAGAUUAUUUCAUAUACUAUAAUUGUAAAUAUUUUGAUACAAAUGUUUAUAACUCUAGGGAUAUAAAAACAAAUUCUGAUUCCCUA